GCUCGGAGCUCGCGGCUCUGGGGGCCCGGCUUUGCCGCGCUCGGUGCACUUGGGCGAGAGCCGGAACGUGGAACGGAGCUCCGAUCCCAGCGCAGCCACCGCGAUGAGAGGCGCUCGCGGCGCCUGGGAUUUUCUCUGCGUCCUGCUCAUCCUGUUCCGCGUCCAGACAGGCUCUUCUCAACCAUCUGUGAGUCCAGGGGAACUGUCUCUACCAUCCAUCCACCCAGCAAAAUCAGAGUUAAUAGUCAGUGUUGGCGACGAGAUUAGGCUGUUAUGCACCGAUCCAGGAUUUGUCAAAUGGACUUUUGAGACCCCGGGUCAAUUGAGUGAGAACACACGCAAUGAAUGGAUCACAGAGAAAGCCGAGGCCGCCAACACAGGCAAUUACACGUGUACCAACAGAGAUGGUUUAAGCAGGUCCAUUUAUGUGUUUGUUAGAGAUCCAGCGCAGCUUUUCCUCAUUGACCUUCGCUUGUAUGGGAAAGAAGACAAUGAUACGCUGGUCCGCUGUCCUCUGACAGACCCCGAGGUGACCAAUUACUCCCUCAGGGGGUGUGAGGGGAAACCUCUUCCCAAGGACUUGACGUUUGUCACUGAUCCCAAGGCUGGCAUCACGAUCAGACACGUGAAGCGGGAGUAUCACCGGCUCUGCUUACACUGCUCUGCAGACCAGAAGGGCAAGUCCGUGCUGUCAACGAAAUUCACCCUGAAAGUGAGGGCAGCAAAACCAGAAAUCCUGACUCAUGAAAGUCUCGUGAAUGGCAUGCUCCAGUGUGUGGUAGCAGGAUUCCCAGAGCCCACAGUAGAUUGGUAUUUUUGUCCAGGAACCGAGCAGAGAUGUUCCAUUCCUGUUGGGCCAAUGGAUGUGCAGAUGCAAAACUCAUCUGUCUCACCGUCUGGAAAACUCGUGGUUCAGAGCUCCAUUGAUUACAGUGCGUUCAAGCACAACGGCACGGUCGAGUGUAGGGCUUACAACAAUGUGGGCAGGAGUUCUGCCUUUUUUAACUUUGCAUUUAAAGAACAAAUCCAUCCCCACACCCUGUUCACACCUUUGCUGAUUGGUUUUGUGAUCGCGGCUGGUAUGAUGUGCAUUAUCGUGAUGAUUCUUACCUACAAAUAUUUACAGAAACCCAUGUAUGAAGUACAGUGGAAGGUUGUUGAGGAGAUAAAUGGAAACAAUUAUGUUUACAUAGACCCAACACAACUUCCUUAUGAUCAUAAAUGGGAGUUUCCCAGAAACAGGCUGAGUUUUGGGAAAACUCUGGGGGCCGGUGCCUUCGGGAAAGUCGUUGAGGCUACUGCAUAUGGCCUCAUUAAGUCAGAUGCGGCCAUGACUGUGGCCGUUAAGAUGCUCAAACCAAGUGCCCAUUUAACCGAACGAGAGGCCCUGAUGUCUGAGCUCAAAGUCUUGAGUUACCUCGGUAAUCACAUGAAUAUUGUGAAUCUUCUUGGAGCAUGCACUGUUGGAGGGCCCACCCUGGUCAUUACUGAAUACUGCUGUUAUGGUGAUCUUUUGAAUUUUUUGCGAAGAAAACGUGAUUCAUUUAUUUGCUCGAAGCAGGAAGAUCACGCCGAAGUGGCACUUUAUAAGAACCUUCUGCAUUCAAAGGAGUCUUCCUGCAAUGAUAGUGCUAAUGAAUACAUGGACAUGAAACCCGGAGUUUCUUAUGUUGUGCCAACCAAGGCAGACAAAAGGAGAUCUGCGAGAAUAGGCUCAUACAUAGAAAGAGAUGUGACUCCCGCCAUCAUGGAAGAUGACGAGUUGGCUCUGGACCUGGAGGACUUGCUGAGCUUUUCUUACCAGGUGGCCAAGGGCAUGGCAUUCCUCGCCUCAAAGAAUUGUAUUCACAGAGACUUGGCUGCUAGAAAUAUCCUCCUUACUCAUGGUCGAAUCACAAAGAUUUGUGAUUUUGGUCUAGCCAGAGACAUCAAGAAUGAUUCUAAUUAUGUGGUCAAAGGAAAUGCUCGGCUGCCUGUGAAGUGGAUGGCACCUGAAAGCAUUUUCAACUGUGUGUACACAUUUGAAAGUGAUGUCUGGUCCUAUGGGAUUUUUCUGUGGGAGCUGUUCUCUUUAGGAAGCAGCCCCUACCCCGGGAUGCCAGUUGAUUCUAAGUUCUACAAGAUGAUCAAGGAAGGGUUCCGAAUGCUCAGCCCUGAGCAUGCACCUGCCGAAAUGUAUGACAUCAUGAAGACUUGCUGGGAUGCUGAUCCCCUAAAAAGGCCAACGUUCAAGCAGAUCGUGCAGCUCAUUGAGAAGCAGAUUUCAGAUAGCACCAAUCAUAUUUAUUCCAACCUAGUGAACUGCAGCCCCCACCAGGAGCGUCCUGUGGUGGACCAUUCUGUGCGGAUCAACUCUGUGGGCAGCAGUGCGUCUUCUACCCAGCCUCUGCUGGUUCACGAAGAUGUCUGAAGCAGGAGGCGUGCCGGGGGAGGGGGGGUCCUCCCCCAACAGGAAUGAUCCCUGUUCUUUUGGUUUCUAUACUGGUUGUUUUGUUCUCCUUCAGCUUGCAUCCUAUUCCAGAGUAGUGGACACGCCGCUGUAAUCCUAUCUUGAUGCGCACACUUUAGUGACCAGUGAUUUUUGUCACCAGCCACCAUCCUGUUGUAAGAGUUCAAACUGCAUCUUCUACUCCCCAGAGCCAGGCAGCCCUCAUUAAUGAAAAAAUAAUAAUAAUACAGACUUGGGAGCAAGGGAGGGUGGGAUGGCCUGGACACCCCGAGUCCUUUCCAAGACUUCUCCGAUUUCUGUUUGAAAAGCAUCGCUGAUAGUUUAUUUGAAUAAAUGGCAGUAGUCGCCUUCGGGCCUCCUAACCAUCCGUAAUGAUACGAUGAUGCCGCAAGAUUAGAAGCUGAAACCUGAUCUCUUGAUGUGGAACAUGGAAUGUUAUUAGAACAAAGGGCAGAAGUCUGUGAAUAUCUGGGCUUAAGAAACCUACUAUUUCAUGCUGGGAAUGAGACAUAGGCCAUGGAAAAAUGCUCCCCGAGCAUGAAUAAAGACACGCUGCUGUGCAUGAGCCUUUGUGCUACUGAUCGGGUUUGUAAAUAGCGUUUGCUGUUAGGACGCUGAAUUGGAGAGAAGGCCUCCCCAGCCAGCAUUUGUAUAUACUCAUCUAUACAUCAUACAUGUUCAUAUAUUUGAGGGGGGAAAACCCACACGGUGUCGUUUCUGGAUGUGACCCUGGCUCAAGUCUGCUGUGUGUAGAAAUAGAUGAAGAGCCAGACAAGUUUGAAGGAAACAGUGUUUUUUGUUUUGUUUUUAAAGAAGAAAACCGUAAUUGCCAAGCACAAUCUUAACAAAAAUCUCCUUUUGUAGCCUAUGAACUUGCUCCCCAGAUUCUCCAGAACAAGCCUACCAGCUUCAGAAUGGCAUUGUGCUCAAUGGAUUUGAUGCCAUUGGAAAAAGUGACUGAUUCACUUCAUGACUCCCGCGGGAGGGACAAAACAGUGCUGUUUUAGUUUGGAUUCUUUGGUAGCCAGAAACUAAAUUUAGAUUCAGCCUCCUCUGCAGGCAUGUCCUGGACGCCGGGCCAGUACCUAUGUGAGUGCGUGUGUGUGUGCGUGUGUGUGUGCGUGCGUGUGCUUAUAGACAAAUAUUUGGGGGGUAUUCUUGCCUUGAUCCCAAGAGGGCCCUUCAGUGCUCAAGAAGUAGUUUGGCCUUCAUCAUCAGUACUGCUCUUGUUUCUCUUCACCUAGCUGUCUAGAGGAACUUGCCAGAAGCUUACAUAGCAUCCCCAUAGGAAGCAGAGUACUUAAAUAUUUAUUUGCAAUCCACCUACACCUCAAGCACUCUGUUGUUUAUACUCAACAUACUACACCCACUCCUUAGACCUAAGGCUACUCUCCUGCUAAAGCAUAUUUAAAUUUUACCCUUUAGGCUGUAGCCUGGAUAUUAUUCUUAAGAGUUCACUUUUUUUUUCCCCCCCAACUCACUGCCUAACUGUCAAGAGGUCCAUGUGUGUGCCGCAAGGUUCGUGUGUUGUCUGGCGAGAUUCAGUAUGCUGCCUUCAUGGUUCCCCCUCCUGGGUCCCUUAGACUACAUUUAGAGAACUGUGGUCAUUUAUCUGGAAGUAACCAUUUGCACUGGAGUUCUAUACUCUCGCACCUUUCCAAAGGUAACAGAUUUUGGGGUUUUGUUGUCACGUGAGACAUCGUCGCUGUUUGCCAUCCUUUGUCGGAAUAUUUCCUUUGUGUUUCUAUUGCCUUUGAUUAUAGUCAGAAAAGUGGUUGUUAAUUAUAGUUGUCUAGGUACUUCAGGGGCACUUCACUGAGAGUUUGUCUUGGAUAUUCUUGAAAGUUUAUAUUUUUAUAAUUUUUUUUUUACAUCGGAUGUUUCUUUUCAGUGGCUUAAUGUUUGAAAUUAUUUUAUGGCUUUUUUUGUAAAUAUUGAAAUGUAGCAAUAAUGUCUUUUGAAUAUUCCCAGGCCCAUGAGUCCUUGAAAAUAUUUUUUAUAUAUACAGUAACUUUAUGUGUAAAUAUGUAAGCGGUGCAAGUUUAAAGGAUGUUGGUGUUCCAUGUGUUUUUUCCUGUAAUGUUGUCCAACUGUUGACAGUUCUGAAGAAUUCUAAUAAAAAUGUACAUAUAUAAAUCAA
This is a messenger RNA of Leptonychotes weddellii (Weddell seal), 4589 nucleotides long. The record is from RefSeq and is a predicted model, not a curated record. Lineage: Eukaryota; Metazoa; Chordata; Mammalia; Carnivora; Phocidae.